AUGGAGCGCUACAAGUCUGCGAUCCCGCGCGCCGGCGCCCAUGAACUGGCCGGCUAUCUUCUGUUCCUGCCGACCAUCGUCGUCGGCCCGAUCAACCGCUUCGACGACUACCGGCGCGACCUCAACCGGCAGCGCUUGGACCCGGCGCUGAUCUCCGAGGGCGCCGAGCGCAUCCUUUACGGCUAUGCCAAGAUCGUCAUCCUCUCCAACUUCCUGACCGAGGGCGUGCUCGGCGACUACAUCGCCACGUUCGACGAUCCUGCCGCGCAGCACGUCAUCUAUCUGGAAAUCGUCCAGAACGGGCUGAACCUCUACUUCCAGUUCUCGGGCUAUUCGGACAUCGCCAUCGGCUUUGCGCGCCUGCUCGGCUACCGGGUGAUGGAGAACUUCAACUGGCCCUAUCUGCAGCCCAACAUCUCGGCCUUCUGGCGGUCGUGGCACAUCUCGCUGUCACGCUGGUGCCGCGACUAUGUCUAUUCGGUCGUCGUCGCCCAGACGCGAAGCCCGGCGCUCGGCGCCAUGGCAACGAUGAUCGCCAUCGGCCUGUGGCACGAGAUCUCGCUGCGUUUCCUCUUGUGGGGCGCCUGGCACGGGAUCGGGCUGAUCGUCUGGCAGAAGAGCCAGGGCUGGACGACGCGGUUCGAGCAGGCGCUGCCGGAAAGCGCGCUGCCCGUGCUGCAUGUGGCCAAGGUCGUCUUCACCGUCCAUUUCGUCUGGCUCGGUUUCGUCAUCCUGACCGCCGGCACGCCGGGGGCCGCGCUUGAAACCUAUGGCCGCCUGUUCGGCCUGAUCGACUGA
Effrenium voratum is the source of this 798-nucleotide messenger RNA. The record is from the annotation of a GenBank genome assembly. NCBI's taxonomy places the organism in Eukaryota, Dinophyceae, Suessiales, Symbiodiniaceae.